Molecule: messenger RNA, 2404 nt
Organism: Dichomitus squalens LYAD-421 SS1
Lineage: Eukaryota; Fungi; Basidiomycota; Agaricomycetes; Polyporales; Polyporaceae
Exons: 15
Coding region: 37-2310 (757 amino acids)
Biological process (GO): ubiquitin-dependent protein catabolic process
Cellular component (GO): anaphase-promoting complex
Molecular function (GO): ubiquitin protein ligase binding
Source: RefSeq, a predicted model, not a curated record
CCCCUCCUUCGAGCUGCACCAUCCGACUCUCAUGUAAUGACGAACCAGGCGCUUUACAGUCAGAUCAGUGCCAAGUGGAACAAUUCCUUCAACCGCCUCAACCGAGGCGAGCCUGGGAUUUCGGGACUGCUAUCGUUCAGCCAGGCUUGGAGGACAGCGACUGCCUUCCUGUAUCCUCAGGACCUGAACGACCCUUCGUCAUACAAAGAGUACAGCAUCCAAGAUGUACGGGCAUCCUUUGACACUCUCAGCAAGUCGAAGAUGCUGCCACUGCUCAUGGAGAACUUCCUUGAGAAUAUGCGGCAGCAGCAAUAUCUUGUUGAGCGUGAUAUCCAGAAAUACAUGACGGAGUACGAGGCAGCAGGUUCCGCUGAAGCUAUCGGGAGGCUGUUGUUCCGGCUUGUAGACUGGUAUAAGGCUUGGUCACCAAUUCCAGAGCUUGGCACAACACUGCUCUCCGCAUAUACGCUCGCAUUCCAGACUUACAUUUAUUCAUCCUUCCCGCCAUCCUUCUCGCGCGGCUUCAAAGACCUGAUUGCCUCUACUUUUGACCUCGUGAACGCAUCGUGCCCGCCUCCGUGGGCACUACCGUCGGAACCCCAAGCGUCAACCUCGGCAGCGCCGCCGCGCCCUGAUCUCCCGCUCUGGACCGCAUGUGAGACGCUGGGCCUGCUGGACCGUUACGAGUCGCUCAUAGCGAGCGUUUGCUAUGAAUACAUCGAGGCGCACGUCCUGAACACAUGUGCGAAGAAGUGGGAUGACUCCAUGCUCGUGUGUUUGAGGGAGUGGAUGGCGGAGAAGGUAGUACCGUGGAUGGUAAUGCCAUAUGCGAGAGGAGCGAGAAAUGCGGAGGAGGCUCGCUCGAUGCUGCAAGGUGUCGGAUCAAGGUUCGACUAUCACGUUUGCAAGACGCUCUGCGAUCUCAGAACGCAGGAGAUCUUCGACAUCAUCAUUGAUUACCCAGACUCCCAACCGGCGUUGCAAGACCUGAAGGAAUGUCUCGCUCGGGUCGACCAACGCAGUGAACUGGUCACGACCCUGCGCAAGGCGAACAAGAAACGCCUCCUGCACCCAGGUGCCGAUACGAAAGACAUUCUAACGCAAUACGUCUCCAUCAUCCGAUGCUUGCGUUUGAUUGAUCCCCCGGGUGUUUUGUUAUACAAGGUCGCAGACCCCAUACGGAAGUACCUAAGAGAGCGCCCUGACACCAUUCGCUGCAUCGUCGCGAGUCUCGUAGGAGACGGCGAGAGCGGGGACUCGCUGGUGGACGAGAAUGAGCCUAUACAGCCUUUGCAACAAAAGCAAGCGGACGACUUCGCUGACGCCAAUUGGGAGCCAGAGCCAAUAGAUGCAGGUCCCAACUUCCGUACCAACAGACCAACGGAUGUUAUCAGUACUUUGGUUAGCAUCUACGACUCGAAGGAUCUCUUCGUCAAGGAGCUGCAGGUACUGCUCGCCCAGCGACUGCUUGCCGUGACAGAUGGCAACUACGAGCGCGAGCGGCGGAAUAUCGAGAUCCUGAAGAUUCGCUUCGGAGAGGCGGCGCUGCAAGUGUGCGAGGUCAUGCUGCGUGACAUGACGGACUCGAGGCGUAUCGAUCAACACGUCCAGCAGCAGAAGCCGAUGCCUCUGCACCCGACCAUUGUGUCUCGGCACUUCUGGCCGCCACUGCAAACCAGCAGCUUCAACAUGCCAGGGCAGUUCAAGGAGAUCCAGGACGCCUAUGCUAAAGAGUUCCAUAUUUUCAAACCGGAUAAGAAGCUACAUUGGUUACCGCACCUCGGCACGAUCUCGCUCGAGAUUGAGCUACAAGACCGCACGAUCAACGCCGAGGUCCCUCCUUUGGAAGCUGCCAUAAUUGAGUUGUUCUCCUCGAAGGACACAUGGGACGUUGCUGAGCUGGCGGCGGAGAUGAAAGUGGACAAGACAGCAGCGAUAAAAGCAUUGCUGACAUGGGUGGACCUCGGAGUAUUGAAGGAGGAAGACGUGAACCACUAUAAGCUUCUCGAGGUUGCGGAGGAAGCGCCUGCAGGCACGAAGACGGUUUCCAGGCCAGCCGUAGUUAUCGAAGAAGUAUCGGCUGUCCUGACAGUCCAGCGGCAGCAAGCGGAGCAGAUGAAGGUGUAUUGGAACUUCAUCGAGGGCAUGCUCACCAAUCUGGGUGCAUUGAGCUUGCAGCGCAUUCAAGGCAUGCUCAAGUUCGCGAGCGGGUACGACCGCACGAUUGAGCAGCUGGCGGAGUUCAUGGAGGCGGCUCGGAGAGAGGGUCUGGUGACGGUCAAGGACGGUAUGUGGAAAUUGCAUCGGUGACGCUCGGAGUGUACAUUUAGGUAUUGUCUUGUACGAUGAUCAUAUGCCGAAGGUAGGGUAGGGUGACGAUCGCUUCGUGAUCGUCAAGAGUUUG